AACAUCACCUUCUUUUCACUCUUAUCUCUCACAACUUAACUUAUUUUCCAAUAACCUUUUCUGGGUUUCUCUCUUCCUCCAUUGAUCUUCUUCUCAUCAUCACUCUAAUCUGGGUUUUCUUUCUUCUCCUCCACCGUUCAUGUUUAGCUUCUCAGUUUCUGCAUUUUUACGAGGUUGAAAGUUACAACCCACCAAGCAUUAUUUAUUAUUAUUAUUAUUAUUUUUCCUUUUAGGGUUUCGUUUCUGCUACUUCCAUGGACAUCUCCACCGCUUUUAUCAUCCUAUCAGCUGUUACGGCUUAUUUGCUUUGGUGGAAAGUCGUCUCCAGAUCACUUACUGGUCCACGUGUUUGGCCCUUAUUGGGUAGCCUUCCUGGUCUCAUCGACAACGCUAAUCGCAUGCAUGAUUGGAUUGCAGAUAAUCUCCGCUCCACUGCUGGCACUUACCAGACUUGCACGUGUGCAAUUCCCUUUCUUGCCGGUAAGCAAGGUCUUGUGACUGUCACCUGCGACCCCCAGAAUGUGGAGCACGUCUUGAAGGCUAGGUUUGAUAAUUAUCCUAAGGGCCCUAAUUGGCAAGCCGCUUUUCAUGAUUUGCUCGGAGAUGGAAUCUUCAACUCUGACGGAGACACGUGGCUCUUCCAGCGUAAGACUGCCGCACUGGAAUUCACCACCAGGACCCUGCGCCAAGCCAUGGCUAGGUGGGUCAGCCGAGCCAUUAAGAAUAGAUUUUGUCCAAUGCUUGAGUCGGCUCAGCUCCGAGCCCAGCCGGUUGAUCUUCAAGACUUGCUGCUCCGGCUCACUUUUGAUAACAUUUGUGGCUUGGCUUUUGGCAAGGACCCACAAACGCUGUCCCCAGAGCUUCCCGAAAACGGCUUCGCUGUAUCUUUUGACCGAGCCACGGAAGCCACGCUGCAGCGCUUCAUUUUGCCUGAAGUUGUGUGGAAGCUCAAGAAAUGGCUUCGGCUCGGAAUGGAAAGCAGCUUGAGCCAGAGCCUUCAGCACAUUGACACAUACUUGUCCGAUAUCAUCAAUACCCGUAAGCUUGAGUUGCUGAGUCAGCAGAACGGAGAUGGCAAUGGGAACCCUCACGAUGAUCUGUUGUCCAGAUUCAUGAAGAAAAAAGAAUCUUACUCAGACAAGUUCCUCCAGCAUGUGGCUUUGAAUUUUAUUCUAGCGGGUCGUGACACAUCAUCAGUUGCUCUGAGCUGGUUCUUUUGGUUGGUCAGUCAACACCCAAAAGUGGAAGAGAAAAUCCUCAUUGAAAUUUGUAGCAUUUUAUUGGAGACACGUGGCGAUGACAUUUCAAAAUGGUUGGAGGAGCCAUUAGUGUUUGAAGAAGUUGACCGAUUGAUAUACCUCAAGGCAGCAUUGUCUGAGACAUUAAGGCUUUACCCUUCAGUGCCACAAGACUCCAAACAUGUAGUGGCCGAUGAUGUUUUACCGACCGGAGUUCAUGUUCCGGCAGGAUCAUCUAUAACAUACUCAAUUUAUGCGAUUGGUCGCAUGAAAUUUUUAUGGGGAGAAGAUAGUCUAGAAUUCAAGCCAGAAAGGUGGUUGUCAAUGGAUGGUAAGAAAAUUGAGGUACAAGAUUCAUAUAAAUUUGUAGCGUUUAAUGCAGGUCCAAGGAUUUGCUUGGGUAAAGAUCUGGCUUAUUUGCAAAUGAAGUCGAUUGCUGCGGCGGUGUUGUUGCGACACCGACUAUCAGUGGUGGUAGGCCACCGUGUGGAACAAAAAAUGUCGCUCACGCUGUUUAUGAAGUAUGGGCUAAUGGUGAACGUAAAUCCAAGGGACCUGAGGCCUAUAGUGGAAAGCGUAAACAAUAGUAAAAUCAAUCAAUUGUCUUGGACAUGAGACGGUGGCUACGACUGCUGAAGGUGACCGGUUGCGGGGCCAGGCUUGGCUUAUAUAUAUGUGGUUUGUGAAUAGGUUGCAGCAAUGACUUAAUUCUCAAGUCAUGAAGGUAUUUAAUUUUCUAAGUCAUUAUUGGAAUAAAUAUAAGCUAAAAUAGAAGGUUUUCAUAAAGGGUAGCUAUAAGUUAAUUUAUAAUGUUGCUUUAAUUUAACUUUGGGCAAUAUACAAGUCUUUACGUAACUUGUACAAGUGAUAUACCAUACUUCAAUCUCAUUGUAAUUGCCUAUAUUUAAUACCAAAUAAAACAUUAUUUUAUCAUGUA
Molecule: messenger RNA, 2175 nt
Organism: Hevea brasiliensis (rubber tree)
Lineage: Eukaryota; Viridiplantae; Streptophyta; Magnoliopsida; Malpighiales; Euphorbiaceae
Product: cytochrome P450 86A22-like
Exons: 1
Coding region: 255-1853 (532 amino acids)
Molecular function (GO): monooxygenase activity; iron ion binding; heme binding
Source: RefSeq, a predicted model, not a curated record